Molecule: messenger RNA, 1637 nt
Organism: Esox lucius (northern pike)
Lineage: Eukaryota; Metazoa; Chordata; Actinopteri; Esociformes; Esocidae
Product: actin-like protein 7A
Exons: 1
Coding region: 1-1302 (433 amino acids)
Source: RefSeq, a predicted model, not a curated record
AUGGAUAUCGACGCUUUUGUGGAUCCGAUUUUUCCAUGUGAGGGUCCUGCAAAAGUCGCCAAAUUAAUUAGGGUGAACGAAAAAGGGAAAAGCCAGAGGAGAAAAAAGGACUUAAAAUCAAACAAAACAACAGAUACAGAGAACCCUAAGCCGUCAACGUCUUGUAAACCUUCAACGGAGCCUGGCGAAGAGGAGUCCGAUCCACAGGAUACGUUGAAGUGCCCCAAUGCUGUAGUCUUCGAUGUGGGGACCGGAUACUUUAAAGCAGGUUUCGCUGGAGCCGGAGCGCCCUCGUGCAUUAUUCCGAGUGUUUUGGGUCUGGCGCACCCUGGCCAAUCAGAUUACAAACUCGGCUGUGUUGGGAGCGAAAUCCUUAACAAGCUUGACAUGUCGCACAUCCAGCCGGUGCACAAUGGCAUAAUAACAGAAUGGGACGCCGUGGAAAGACUGUGGGAAUACGCAUUCGAAACUUUACGCGUGCCAAGCGAGGAGUACGCCGUGCUUUUAAGUGACCCGCCUCUUAGUCCGCCCACCAACAGAGAAAAGUUUGCCGAAGUUAUGUUCGAGAGAUUUAGCACUCCAGCAAUAUUCAUCGAAACCCAAUCAGUUCUAUCCAUGUACUCUUAUGGUAGGACAAGUGGACUGGUUUUGGAGUGCGGACACGGAUGCUCUUACGCAGUCCCGAUUGAUGACGGCUACUACAUGCCAAGUUGUACCUCACGCGCAGAAUACGCGGGGCGAAGCGUUGAACUCUACUUACAGAAGUUACUGCAACAGUCUGAAAAACACGUUUAUUGUGACAAAUUAGGACAAAUGGAUGAAAUCAAGGUAAAUGCGUGUUAUGUGGCCCCUGACGUAGACACUGAGUUAAGAAAAAACGACACUGCAAUGCAGUACACGCUUCCAGACGGAAAUUCUGUCUCGUUGGGAAAGGAGCGAUUUCUUUGUCCAGAGGUGCUAUUCCAGCCAAGUUUGAUUGAGUCCCGCGAGCCAGGUCUACCCGUUUUGGUCAUGAACUGUAUUAAUAAAUGUGAUAUCAACCUUAAGAGUGACAUGUUACACAACAUCCUAAUAUGCGGUGGCUCCACAAUGUUCAGGGGUUUUCAGGAACGGUUGCGGAGCGAGCUCAACCAGAUCGCGCCAUUCGGUGAGACCUCUGUCGUGGCAUCCGCUGAACGUAAGAAUGCAGUGUGGCUCGGAGGUUCGAUACUGGCCUCCUUGUCCUCUUUCCAGUCACUCUGGAUUGAUAAGAAAGACUAUGAGGAAAAAGGGCCCCUUUUCAUUUAUCAAAAAUGUUUCUAAAAGCUGCAUAGUGAAAUGUACCUCUGUGGUUGGCAAAUAACCGUAAAUAAACUACAUUGAAAGAUGGACUGAUUGCCUUUUAAAGUUAUAAUUGCCAUCCUUGUAGAUUUCUACUUGUGCAUUGUUUUACACUGCAUGUCUUCCCAUUUUAAAUCAAACGAAUAUCUGAUAAAGGGAACCAUUUUCACUCGGAAAAAUGUCAAGUUAAAGUCAUUCUUUAUUAAAGUGGACUAAAACUCCUUCACAAUGAGGUGAGAGACUAAUACAUAACUACAGGAAGUGUUUGGUUGCAGUCACUGUGUCAAAUAAGAACAUUUGGCUAAUAACUGAAAUGU